Mucor velutinosus is the source of this 1872-nucleotide messenger RNA. RefSeq names its product NRPS-independent siderophore synthetase rfs (NIS rfs) (Rhizoferrin biosynthesis protein rfs). Lineage: Eukaryota; Fungi; Mucoromycota; Mucoromycetes; Mucorales; Mucoraceae. The transcript is spliced from 3 exons. The coding region runs from base 1 to 1872 and encodes 623 amino acids. The record is from RefSeq and is a predicted model, not a curated record.
AUGUCGUCAGCAGAUAGGACUACCACUGAUCUCAAUGAUCGCACAACUACAAUUGCCAGUAGAGAAACUCAAACCACCACGGCUGAGCGAGAGACACCAACUGCUACAAAAGAGCCAGAUGCUACCUCCACCUCAAGUACAAAGGAAGCACCAAGUACCACAGUUACAUCGAACAGGGAAGAUUCUACCACUGUUGGUGCAACCAUAACGGAAGAAUCUUUGACAAGUACGGCCGAUGCUGAAACAUCUACUAGGCAAGAAACCUCCUCUGCCACAUCUACUGCUACUACUACUGUAACGUCGACAGAUGAAGUGACAAGCUCAUCAGAAAACCAGCCUUCAUCCACAAGGACCUCAGUUGAAUCAGCCUCUUCCACCACAGGGCAACAACAAACAACAGUUCCGACGUCCGAUACCAUUACUGCUACUCCUACUGCUACCAGCAGCAGCAGCAGCUCCAGCAGUGAAAGGAGCACUAUGGAUGAAACAUCAACAGUAACCACAUCCUUAGAUCAAACGACCGAACUUCAGCCCUCUUCUUCUUCUUCUUCUUCUUCUUCUUCUUCUUCUUCUUCUUCUACUUUUUCAACUUCUUUAUCAGACACCAUGUCAUCCAGUAGAGCAAAUCCAACUACAACGGUUGCUGAAACAACAGUGCAAGAAACUGCAACAUCUUCGGAAGCGAGUGUAAGUACAACUGCCUCUCCUCCUCCCAUUACAACAACUACAUCAUCUGUUGCCAUAACAACAACGGAUUCUGUAAGUGUAGAGACCCCUACCCCUUCUUCUUCUUCUUCUUCUUCUUCUUCUUCUCCUUCCACUACUACUGCUGUUGAGACAACAAGUAUCACUAGUAGUAGUAGCAGUGUUAUUGUUGAAACUUCAACAACGGAUCUACCUUCAUCUACACUCCCUCCUCCUACAUCUACCAUUGCAUCGUCUGAACCCAUCAUCUCAUCUUCUACUACUUCACAGCAGAUAACCACAUCCAGUGACCCCGUUCUCCCUACAACCACGUCCUCCAAUGCCAUUACAUCUUCCUCAUCUUCGUCAGAGGUUGUUGUACCAACAUCCUCUGCUUCAUCAUCAUCAUCAGAAAUAAUGCCUACAUCUUCUACACCUGUGCCUACCACCACGUCAUCUAUUCCUGAUCCAACGACACCCGUUCCUUCUACGACGACAGAGGCCAGUACAACACUUGAGCCCUCAACAACAACCCCUAUACCUACUACAACGAGCGAAACACCGACUCAGGAACCAACAACAACCACACCAAGCCCAACAUCUACAUUACCUCCACCACCACCGCCGCCAACGACGUCCAUCACACCUACUUCCAGCGGAAGAUACACGCUGUCCAGUACAACUGUGUCAACAACCAUUGUAACCACAACAGCCAUUGUAUCAAAUGGCAUUACAACAACUAUUGUCACCGUCAUUCCAACUACUACUGUGAUACCUACAUUGGCAUUAGACAAUAGUGGCGGCGAGGAUGGAGGAAAUCACAAUGGAACAUCGACUACAGGUGCCAUCAUAGGCGGCGUCGUAGGAGGAGCAGCUGGUAUUGCACUCAUUGUAGCCGGUAUCGUCCUGUUAAAAAGACGUAAUCGCAAGCAGGCAUUUUCAAGAGAACAGCAGCAAAGUCAAAUGUACGACGAUGAAUUUUAUGGCGAUCCGUACCGUCAAAACGAGUGGAGCAAUGGUGAAUUCAACAUGUCGGGAGGCGGUUUUCCUGGCACAGGCGAGCAAGCACAACGCAUGAAUCCACACAAUACAUCUACCACAUUAGACGACGAUGAUGAAGACUUUUAUCGAUCCAAGCAAAACAGGAGAUCAUGGUGGUCUUCUGUGUCCAGCGUAUUUAGAAAAUAA